AUGACAUCCCGCCUGGUCCUCUUCAAGAAGCUCCUCACGCCCGGCAAAAUCGGCCAGACGCUCUGCUUAGGCAACCUCACAGACAAGCCCACCUACGACUAUCUGCGCAGCAUAUCUCCGGACCUGAAGAUCGUCAAAGGCCACUUCGACGCAGACGCUACAUCGUUACCGCUUGCGCAGACGGUUACGCAUGGCUCGCUGAAGAUUGGGUUCCUGGAGGGGUUUACCAUGGUUGCGCCCAUGGAGAUGGACCUUAUGCUGGCGGAGGCAAAUAAGAUGGAUGUGGAUGUGCUGUGUUGGGGGGGUACGCAUAGAUUCGAUGCAUUUGAGUAUGAGAAUAAGUUCUUCGUGAAUCCGGGAAGUGCGACGGGUGCGUUUACAACGGGAUGGACAGCGGAGGGGGAGGAGAUGGUACCGAGCUUCUGCUUGAUGGAUGUCCAAGGAAUCGGUCUCACGCUUUAUGUAUAUCAAUUGAGAAAAGAUGCGAAUGGGGUGGAGAGCGUGAACGUGGAGAAGAUUACUUAUACCAAGAACGUGGGAGGUUCAUGA
Messenger RNA from Lachnellula hyalina, 549 nucleotides. It is a transcript of the gene vps29, whose product is annotated as Vacuolar protein sorting-associated protein. Lineage: Eukaryota; Fungi; Ascomycota; Leotiomycetes; Helotiales; Lachnaceae. Bases 1 to 549 code for a protein of 182 amino acids. The record is from RefSeq and is a predicted model, not a curated record. The transcript has 3 exons. Gene Ontology annotation, biological process: intracellular protein transport; retrograde transport, endosome to Golgi. Gene Ontology annotation, cellular component: endosome; retromer complex.